This is a messenger RNA of Protopolystoma xenopodis, 372 nucleotides long. Lineage: Eukaryota; Metazoa; Platyhelminthes; Monogenea; Polystomatidea; Polystomatidae. The record is from the annotation of a GenBank genome assembly.
AUGACUCCCUAUUACUUUAUGCCUCAAUUUAUCUCACAUUUAUGCUUACUAGACGACCACUCAAGAGUCAUCCUCGGCAUCCCAUUCUCGCUGGAGACGAUGGCUCCUGAGGCCGCGUGGUACGAUGUCGUCAAAAGGGAUAUCGACGAUCUAGAGCCAACAUGUCUAGAUCAGACAUAUACAAACUCGAGUUAUAUUCCAGAACCAUACAACUGUUCGAACCUAGAGUCGUCAAAAUCUGGGGAUAUUUUGCCCAGUCAAAAAGUGUGGCGAUACAUCGCCACCCAAGCGCCAAUGGGACACACGAUCGGGGACUUCUGGCGGAUGGUAGCAGAGCAACACUCUCGGAUUAUCGUCAUGCUGACAGGGUGA